AUGACCGAUUCUUGGGCCGAUUUGGCUACCGAAACGGUACACAUACAUGCCCAGACAAGAAGCGAAUAAUGGCCAGCAUCCCUCAUCUCCAUCACCAUCUGCUGCUUCAUGUGUGGCCCAUUGAAUGGCAGGUCUUUGAGUGUGUCUGCGAGCGCGCCAGGCCGGGCGACGAGCUGUUCGUCGUUGGCGAGAGUAAGAACCUUGGCGGAUGGGAGGUCGACAAGGGUGUGCGGCUGGACGGCACGAACCACCCUUUGUGGCGAAGCGCUAAGGUGCCUCUGCCGGUCGAUCUGCCCAUCUGGUUCAAGCUUGUACGACGAGUGCGCAAUGGACGGCAUGACUGGGAGCCAAUCGAUGGUGUGUGGAGAUGACAGACGACGAUGUCUUCUGGAUGGAUGGAUGGAUGCUUCUUUGUGGCGAUGCAUGGUCAGGCAACCGGCUCAUGAAACUCUCCGAGGUGCACAGUAAGUUGGUCACCGUCAAAUGUGUAUUCGGUGAGUGGGGAUACAGCCAGCCAGCCAGCCAGCCACACCUCACACACGCGAAGACCCUGUACGUUGGUUGCGUCGAUGUGUGUGGCCACACCUGUUGCUGCUUUAUAGGCGAGGAAGGUGUGACACUUGAGUCCGUCGCUGGCGAUGGCGGGCGGGAGGCGUCCGCCAUGGCUGCAUCUGCAUCUGUGACGGCUGGCCGCGCGAGUAGCACAUACACACGACGGCAGCAGCAAACAGACCACGACGGUGCGUGGCAUCGAGCGGACACAUGUCGAGUGACAGAGAGGUUCUAUGGUGGUGCGGUGUGUGUGUUGUUGCUUGCCUUGUUCAGGCGGUGCACGCCACACGGCGUCACCCGCUGCUGGAAGGACUACUGCAGAAUCUGUUGUCGCACAGAAGGUGAGCAAAGUAGGAAACACAGUCACACACUCAUCGCAGCCUGACAUACUGACUCUGUAUGUGCAGACGAAUGUGGGUGAGGAUAGGCAUGACACUACAAUGGACCGUCACACACACACCGAAGGUAAGACCCUCCACGCCACAACCAGGCAGACAGUACACGUAGCUGUAUGCAUCAUCCCUGCGUGUUUGCCUGCAGGGCCGCUGGCUGAGGGCUUUUCAGCCAUUCCGACUCUUCCGGCCACCGACAACGCCGCACACUGCGUCGCCAGGACCUACUGGAAGUCCCCCCCAGCAGACCCGCAAUCGCCGCCGAUGAGCCAGUCGCCACUUACACAUCAACAGCCGCAGCAGCAGGAGGCUGGGGGCGCGAGGGUCAAGAAGAAGAACAAAGUCAACAACGUGGGGAUUCAGCCCACGCAGCCACACCCUGGACCCCUGAUGCCGCCCCACCACCAGCACCCACAGAAUAAGGAUCAUUACCGUCCUGCUGCAUCCAUCGUCCCCACCGGCAGCCCCAUCCCCCGCAGCACCGACCAGCCACAGCCCCCCUCCCCUGCAGCACUCACACGCCCAGCUGGGAGCGGUAUCGAUGUCACAACCCCCUCCUCGUCUUCAUUCGACCUGGACGCCAUGUACCGAUUCGCCAUCGACGGCGAGAACGUCUUGGAUGCCUACAACGGAUGGCUGCAGUGCCUGAAGGCCAAUGUAGGCGGCCGGGGCGGCGGUAUGUUGGCUGUGGAGGCCAAAGAGAGUGUCGAGAAGGGGCCGAGGGGCGGCUUUGAGCAUACCAUCGAGUGGACGAUGACGGGGCGGGUCAACCAGACGAUUGCGGUGAGUGAAUGGAAGAGCGGAUGAGAGGUGUAGGAAAGGGUGAUGUAUUCUUUGCUCUCUCUCUCUCUCUCUGUGUGUGUGUGUGUGUGUGUGGUAAGUGCAGGUGGUUGGCGAGGGCGCCAACGAGUACGAGGCGCGUCGUGAUGCGGCGAGGCAGGUGCUGCAGAGGACAUGGCGCAUGCAGGGGUGCGAGCCCGACACCGAGGAGCUACCCCUGCUGACCCGCCGUAUGGCCAACCGCCUCCGUAAUCGGCUGAGGGCAAAGGGCAGCAUUGCCCUCAGCCACACCAGCAGAGGGCAGCACGAGUGUCGUGUCCAGUGGCGCAUCCCCACGGCAGACGAAGAGCUGGAGCUGGAGGGGCGCGGCCAUGGUCCGGCGGCGGAAGAUGCCGCGGUGCAGGCGCUCAUGAACGUCUACAUGCAGGCUUGCCAGGUGGCUGAGUGGGUGGCUGACUGGGAGAGGCCCAAGAUCCCCCACCCAAGGCCCCCAAGGAGCCUGUGGCGCCACAGCCACAGCCCGCGUCGCAGCGUUCGAGUAUAGGCAUGGGCGGAGGGCAUGUCGAAGAGGGGCAAAAGCAGAGCGGGCCCAAACCUGCAGCAGCAGCAGCAGCAGCAGCGGAGGGAGAGGGCGACAUUGACGAGUUUGCCGAGUUGGAGGUGGCAUGGAGGAGCGGCGCUGGGGGUGGCGACGGGGAGAGUAACAAGGAGGAGAGGAAGAAGAUCGAGGCCGAUCGCCUGUCAGACGAAAUGUGUGACAAGAAUCGCAUUCGGGAGGCGCUUUCGCGUCACAGAGAGGUCCGUCAGACAGCCAGCCAGCCGGCUACCAAAGGAGGCCAGCAGAUGAUGGCACACAUACAGAGAUGAUGGUGUCUUUCUCUCUUUCUCUCCCUGUAUGUGUGUGCAGGUGCAAGAGGAGGGGCGCAAGGCCAAGGUCGAGACGGCAGGGGCGUGCCGGCUGGCCAAGGUGUCCUCUCUGGGCGCUCGCAGUGUCCCUACAGCGGGGCUGGACGAGAGGGCACUUCGCUUCACGCCACCACCUGACGGUCUGCCGCCCACACCCCCUCCCAAAUCAUCGUCUCCGUCAACACCUGGCAUCCCCUUCCCGGGCCCUCUCCCCCGUGUGUCAUCCGCCGCCCCACGCAUCCCAUCGGCCGGCAGCCAUCCGGAGGCCGUCUUGGUCAGGCGCCCACAGGGCCCAGUGGAAGGAGCGACGGCGCACACCAGCCUCGAGGGAUUUACCCUCUAUCCCAGAAGCGGCGCGUACCACAUCGAGUGGUGCGGCAGGGCAGGGGGGAGAAAUGUCCGACGAGAACUGACCUGGUCAGAAUCGACCUCUUCACUUGGAAGGAUGACUUCUACGGGAAUGACGCGAGAGCCAAGUGCCCUGGGCUGGAGUGUUUUGUGGGGGUACAACCUCAGUUCGUCUCUGAGGCCCUUGAGGAGAUGCGUGAGGACGGCCUAAGGUGGAUCUACAUGCCGUCGCUGAGCCUCUACCUGGAGCUCCGGCUGCUGGCCAUCCUGCCAGCUGCCGACCCUUUGCCAGCGGUGCCACUUCUGCACCCUUCCCGUCCCCCACCCCCUCCGCCCCACACGCCCCACGGACAACACCACGGAUCCCACGCUGCAGCCCCGAAUGCAGCCGGUUGGAGGGGCGGUGCUGUGGCCGUCUCAAGCGCAGUGCACACGGCUACCCCCUGGCGAACAGGCCCGCCCCAGCCACCUACCGUCCCACCACCAUCUCUCCCUCCACAGUUUCGUGGGCUGACGGAGGGGGCCAGGCCAGCUGGCCGGUGGGGCGAUGCCGGCAAGGGCAGGCACCCACCGCCCCCACCUCCACCACCCCCUCCGCCCCCGCCAGAUACCGCGCACAAUGCCACGGCUGCUCGUGGGUAAGCGAAGGAAGAGGUGCAUGCCGCCCUUCGAUGCCCCACACUCCUUGGUGCUGUCCGUGUGGUGUGCAGGCCUGCGGACCCGUAUCUCGAGUCUGAGCUGAAGCGCGAGAGAGAGGCGCACCGGAGGGAGCGAGAGGAGCUGAGGCAGCGGCUCCAGCAGCUCGAGGAGACUAAUCGCAGGUGAGAAAGAAAGACACACAAGCAUCAUGUCAUAGUAGAACCAGACCAUGGCGGCUGUGGUUGGUUCAGGCUAUCUGCGCUGGGUAUCCAACAGCACCAGCCGUCCUCAAGGGGCCCUCCUCCACCCAAUCACCCACAAUCACAGCCACAGCCACUGCAGCCGGCCGGCAUCAGUGGGGCUGACACCAUCGUGGCAGGCGGGUGCAUCAUCUGUUUCGGCGAGCACGGCCCCGCGUCCAUCAUGUACGUCCCCUGCAGACACAUGCACAUCUGCCCCAAGUGCUACGACGACCGCAAGGACGCCUGGCAGCGGGGCCUCCCCCGAGUGAAGGCCGACAACGCCCGUCGUCAGGAGGAGAACAGGGCGCGGAUCAAGCGAGAUCAGGAGCCGCUGGAGCUGCGGCCGGAGGGCUACCUGUGCGAGCAGUGCCAGGGGGAGGUCGUGUUUGCCGGGUCGAUGGAAGAAGUGAGUCGCUGGAUGCGCCCGUUCGUGUCCCAUGCACAGGACUGA
This is a messenger RNA of Vitrella brassicaformis, 4310 nucleotides long. The record is from the annotation of a GenBank genome assembly. NCBI's taxonomy places the organism in Eukaryota, Vitrellaceae.